AUGAAGAAAUUUUUACAUCGUCCGAAAAAGGCAGAAUAUGAGCCAAACAAAGAGCAACAUGAAACUCUACAAGCAGAUGCUUCAUCAUCGAAGUCCGUUGGUUCGAGGGACACUAUAAAUGAAUUACAACCUAUGUUUCAUACUGAGAAUUUUACGAACUUCAAUAAUGACCCAAGCUUAAAUCUUAAUCCGUCUAUUCUGAAUGGGCACUCAAACCAGACCAUGCUAACGAAAGAGUCCGAAUAUAUGGGAAAAUCCGUCUUUUCACAAAGUAAAAGGACAUUCUCAACGAAACAGUCGUCUUAUCUGUCUUAUCGAGGAGAUGGUACUAAUUCAGAUCGCAUGAAGUAUAGAAACGUUGAUGCUGGGCAGACUUUACAAAUUCUUGAUAUUCCUGAAGAUACUUUUGAAAGUGACAAGACUGCUUCCGAAAUUAUUUGUGACAAACUUCAUGAGUUGUAUGAAGAUGCGUCCUUUGUCAUGAAUCAAUAUAAGUCUUGUCUGAUCAACUUGACCACUGCUGUAAUUAAUACUAUUGAAUGUUUCAAAAGAUUUGUUAUAUUUAUGGAUGAAAUUUCUACAAAUAUGGAUGACGAGAGUUGGAACAUAACUACCUUUAGCAAUGUGGAUCUAAGGAAAAUUAUGAAAGUGUACCUUCAUUUCUAUGAUAACUUGUUGAACGAUGAUGUAUACGUGAAAUUAAAGGUCUUGUUGAGCAAAAAUUUCAAUGAUUUUACAAACUGUUUAAAUUCUACCUCUAGGACGCAAAAUCUUGAACCAUUAGCCUUGAGGCGACCCCAGAAUUUUUCUAUUGGUGCUAAUGACGGUGACCAGCUCCCCAAUGAGGAUGUUUUGAGCAGAAUAAUAGAUAAAAUGUCAAAGGCUUCAAUAUCUAUGAAAGAGCAAAAUGGCUCUUUUAUUGCGCCAAUUGGCCGAGGCAUUAGCAAAGAGCUAAAUAUUUUGUGUUUAUACUUUGGCUACCCAAAUCCUAGUGACUACCAUUAUAAGUUGGCCGGGAGCCUACAUGAUUUGUAUGAUGAUAUUCAUUUUGUUGUGAUGAAGAAUCAAAUUGACUUAGCCUCUUUGAAAACUGCAUCCUCCAAUGUUCAAUUACCUCAGCCUAGCACCACUCCCUCUUUGAAUACCCCACCAAGUAAUUUGCAGAAGUUCAAGUUACCAUUCCGUAUGCCAGUUGAUCCAUUGAAACCUCCAAUUUCAAUGUCUUUAUCGAUAGAAAAUUCUGAGAGAACUUCAGGAACUAUGGGCGGUUAUAUUUAUCCCAUUAUUGACGGUAGUACGCAACCACAUCUAAAGUCGUAUCUGAAUAGCAAAUUUGCAGUGUCCUGCGGUCAUGUUUGCCUUGGAGAUUCAAAUGAAUACAUUGAGUACCCACACGUGUCAGCCCCACUGUCGGUACUUAUUUCUUUGUACAAGCAAGCAUUAUCAGCUCAGUAUAGAAAGGCCUCUCAAGAGAGCAAUGGAAUAUCACAGAUUGAAGCGAGAGCUGCUUAUGGAAGUGUUUUGAGACAGCUUGAUGAAAUGUUCCCCCUCAAGAAAAUAAAAGUUCAGGAUAAAAAGAGUAAAACCGAAACUUACGUAACUAAAAACUUACCACUGCAUAGGUUUGGACAAAUUAUAUGGGGUGAAAGAACCUUGAUUGAUGUUAAAAAGAUGAAGGAUGGAGAAGAGGUUGUUGAUAAACGGUUGUCUGAUCUAGCAAUCAUCAAGGUAAACAAUAAAUUAGAUUGUAAUCAAAACUUCUUGGGUGAUGAUAUUGCCUUUAACGAAUUUGAUCCUGGUUUAAUGUUCGACAAUCUCUACGUAAGAGCUGUAAUUGAUCUUGGUAGGGAUGUGGGUACCUUAGAUCUAAAUAUCGAUGAAGUGGAUUCCAGCGUCUCAGUGGAUCGUGGAUGUAGUGGCUUACCUGUUUUCAAGUAUGGAUCCACUACUAAGUUUACAAAAGGUUUUCUAAAUGGUAUUAAGAUGGUUUAUUGGCUCGAUGGAAGAAUGCAUUCUUCAGAAUUUGUUGUUAAUUCUUUUGAGAAUAAUUCAUCCUUUGCUGCAGGCGGCGACAGUGGAUCAUGGAUAUUAGCAAAAUUGGAAGAUUGCAAGUCUGUUCCAGACUUCAAGGGUUUAGGUGUUGUUGGCAUGUUACAUUCAUAUGACGGGGAAUUCAGGCAGUUCGGUCUAUUUACUCCUAUGUGCGAAAUACUAGAGAGGUUGGAAGAGGUUACAAGCAUAAGGUGGGGUGUUGUCGGUGUGAACGAAAAGGACAGAGACCUGAAUGGCGUCAAUGAUGAGAUCGCUAGUGAGGAUGAUGAAGGUGGUAACUCUGGCUUAAGCGAGAGCGAUGAAGCUUCUGAUUUAGAUAGUUUAGUGGAAGAAUUUGAUCAGGUGUUACCUCCAGAAAUUGAUUGA
Molecule: messenger RNA, 2418 nt
Organism: Priceomyces carsonii
Lineage: Eukaryota; Fungi; Ascomycota; Pichiomycetes; Serinales; Debaryomycetaceae
Gene: SSY5
Product: Ssy5p
Exons: 1
Coding region: 1-2418 (805 amino acids)
Source: RefSeq, a predicted model, not a curated record